Molecule: messenger RNA, 1610 nt
Organism: Cylicocyclus nassatus
Lineage: Eukaryota; Metazoa; Nematoda; Chromadorea; Rhabditida; Strongylidae
Source: the annotation of a GenBank genome assembly
GGCACAUCGAUCACUCUGCUAUGAGCAAGCAGGAUGAAGCCCUAUCUCCCAAAUCUGAGGAGAGUUCCCCUACACCGCAGUCUUUAUGGGAUCGCAUUUACACCCCAGAGCACCUAUUCAUGAACGGAAUUAUGACGUCUCUUUCGAAGAAACUUAUAUGCUUACACCAAAAGAUUAUGCAAGCACUAUCUAUACACUGAAGCUUAUCAUCGCUACAGGUGUUGUGACGGGUUAUGUAGCACAACUUUUAGAUCUUCCUAGCUUAUUAGCCAUGCUGCUCACACGCAUCAUUCUCAGGAACUUCUGUGAGUCCCUCAUUAACGUGUACGUAAUAAACGAAUGGAGCAUGGUUUCACGUCGGAUUGCUUGCACAGUGAUUCUCCUUCGUGACGGUUUAUCACUUGAUGCUAACGCCGUUCGCAGGCUUAAGACUUCCUCGUCACAUGGAGCAGUACUGUUCACAGCAAGGGUGCAUGUUUGCGAUGAACCGUACAGUUUCAUUUAUUGCAAAGAUGGUUUUUGGGAUGGACAUACUCUUCGGUGUAGCUUUAGGCGCUGUUUGGGAGCUGUGUCACCUGCUGUAGUUAUCCCUGCUCUUUUGGAUGCCGGCAAGGCAGGUUACGGAGUUCGAGCUGGAGUACCUUCUGUUGUGAUUGCUGCUGCUAGUCUGGAUUACGUAUAUGCCAUCACUAUGUUCAGUCUUAACUAUCACUCAAUUUCCCAACAGCUCUGGCGACUCGCCGCUAUCGACUAUCUUAUGCGCACCCGCAGAAGUUUUUGCUGGGGUUUUCUGCGGAGCUAUGGGUUAUUUUUCCACAUAGUGCCUCGAAAAACAGUGGAGAAUCUCCACUUCGCUCGUCUUUCUCUUUUAUUCUCUUUUUCUCUGGUAUUUUUAUUUGGAAAGCAAGAAUUCGACUUGGUGGGGCGGGUGCUAUUACACUCCUCAUUGCUGCGUUUGUUGCCGGCCAUGCUUUUAAGAAAGAGAGGAAGAUUUACUAGCCCUUAUGUGGUAUCAUGUUUUUCACCUCUUCUGUUUGGUCUUAUCGGCUUGGAGCAUCUUAGUUUCGAUCAGCUUGAGUACCAUGUUACCUGGAGUCUUGGUGUUAGCAUUUGGUCUCGUUUUUCGAUUUACUGCUUCGUUUUUUGCGGUUCGGUUCGACGCUCACAAUGAAAGAACGUUUUUUUGUCGCUAUCGCGUGGAUGUUAAAAGCGAACAAUGCAGGCAGCGCUGGCCCCUGUUAUUUUGGAAACAGCUAGAUCUAGAGCGACAUCAACUUCAUCUCAAAUAGAAAAUGGUAUCCUAAUUUUGACCAGGCUAUAUUGAGCAUCCUCAUCACUGCACCUAUCGGAGCUCUUUCUAUACGCUUAGCCACUCCAGUUCUUUCGAAAAAAAUGAGAUUUCUGAACAAGAUGACAACGCUGAUGAGGUUAUGCUUGAAAUGAAUUGAGUACUAUAUAGCUAUCACAGUCACGAUUUUAUAACUAUUCUAGGUUUUUCACAAUAUUCUCCUACCUUACGUAACUUCAUCAAGUUGGCAAGCUGGUGCACACUUUUAUUGUCAUCCUAGUAGCUUCCUUAUUUUGUUGCAUUUUCGUCUGCAAUAUCAUCU